AUGUCUGUAGACAUAAAAGACACAAUAGGAGCUGUCUUUCUACCCCUUUUGACUAAAGAACAAAUAAACAAUAACUUAAAAAGUAUUCCAGUUGAGAUUAGAUCAAAAGUAAGAAUGGUCCAUAUCGGAGCUGUAAAAAUUUUGAUAAAAUCCCAAUUCCAAGCAGGAAUAAAUUCUCCUAUAAAAAUGGCCUUAAUUGACAACAGAAUUACUGACAGACAGGACUGCAUCUUAGGUGCUGCUAGGGGAAACCUUGCAUACCAAAAAUUUAUGUUUUCAGUCUAUCCAAAAUUUGCUCUAGAUUUGAAAUCUGCAAAUAUAGAUAAAACUUUAUCUUUUAUACAUCACUUUGAAAGAAGUGACCUUAUGAACCCAGGUGAUAAACCAUUCACCAUAACCUAUCUCAUAGGAUAUGCCCUGACCAAUAGUCACCAUAGCAUAGACUACAAGAAAGACGAGUACAUCGAACUUGAUGAUGUCUUUUCAGAAAUAGGCCAUGUCAAAGAUAAACAAUUCUGCGACAUAAAUCCUCAAGAAAACUCUUGGGUUUUAAAUAUAGCUAGAAACAAAAAAGCUCUAGGAGAAACUCUUAGACCAAGAAUUUCUAUGGAUUCACUCCAUAUAGGAGAAAGCUCAGAAAGAAAAGAUAGUAACUUAAUAAGAAACAUGUCUUUAAAAAUUGAUAGUCUACGUCAGAAUAUCAAACAAAUCUCUGAGUUAGAAGUAGCAUCUGCAAAAAUUAUUGCAGAUAUUACUAAAGAGUUAUCUGAAAAGAUUGACUCUUGCCCUUGUAAUAAAGACAUUCUUGAACACAUCAAGAAUAUUCCCAUCAUAGAACAAAAAACCAAAACUGGAAAAUAUUCAGGUCUUAAGAAAUACUCACCUCCCAAUCCAAGUAUUGGAAACCCUGACUUAGGAAGCUCAAAAGACUCCCAGAAAAUCGAUAUUUUCAAAAAGAGCAAAAAUGAAAGAAACAGUCUCUGA
Molecule: messenger RNA, 984 nt
Organism: Lactuca virosa
Lineage: Eukaryota; Viridiplantae; Streptophyta; Magnoliopsida; Asterales; Asteraceae
Source: the annotation of a GenBank genome assembly